Molecule: messenger RNA, 1651 nt
Organism: Prionailurus viverrinus (fishing cat)
Lineage: Eukaryota; Metazoa; Chordata; Mammalia; Carnivora; Felidae
Product: transport and Golgi organization protein 1 homolog
Exons: 17
Coding region: 139-1488 (449 amino acids)
Biological process (GO): protein secretion; endoplasmic reticulum to Golgi vesicle-mediated transport; vesicle cargo loading
Cellular component (GO): endoplasmic reticulum membrane; endoplasmic reticulum exit site
Source: RefSeq, a predicted model, not a curated record
GUUACUACUGCCACCGUUGCAAUUUGUGCAUGUCUUAUUUACCUCUGGAGAGUUGUCCUUGCUUUAAUUUACGGCAAAAAAACUGCAAAGUUCAACACGUUGGAGAAAGAAACCACAGAGCUGGCUGAAGCAAUAUCCAUGUGGGAACAGAAGUCAGAAGAUGCAAACAGUCAAUUGGAGGAACUGAGAGCCUGGAGGUCCAAUAAAUGUGAACCGGAAGAAAGGAAAAAGGCCCUGGAAGACAAGUGUAAUGCUUUGAGGUCUAUGAAAGCAAUCAGGGAAGCAAAAGCCAAAAAUCUGAAGGAGGAAGUAUGCAUCCUUGAUAAGUUCUAUGAAGAAAGAAAAAUGGCUAUAGCAAAGAAUCUGGAUAUGACAAACUGUGAACUAGUGGCAAUGAAGAAUCAGAUGGCAACUGCAGAGGAAAAUCUGAAAAUAGCUACAAGGGACUUACACAAGUGCAAACAGCAAAUUGAACAAACACGAGAACAGGUGCAGAAGGCAGAACUCACCUUCACACACCAGGCCGCAGUUUAUGAGCGUAAUGCUCAGGACAACCUGAUCAAGACUCGGAUCUGGGAGAGGAAAAUGGUGGAGCAGAGCCGAGAGGUCGCCCGCUUGAAACACAGACUGGAUGUGAUGGAAGGAAAGAGGCUGCUUGAGGGAUACAGGAGGCAGAGACCAAUGCCUGGAAGUCCAGAGAUGCAGAACCCUGCGAGGAGAGAGCCUUUAGCCGAAGCUGAUGUCACUCCCAUGAGUCACAACUACAAGCAGUCUACCAACAAUGCUGAGAAGGACAAGGGCAGUGUGGAUCCGUGGCGACCUCCUCCAUCAACUGGAAGAUUCUGCCCACCCUACUAUAGAGGCCACCCUUUGAUCUGGGCACAUCCACCUCCUGUACAAGGUUUGGGACCAUCCCGAACCCCUCCACCUGCACCACUUGGGCCUUUUGCAGAUCCACAUGUUGCUUCUGUGAGUAACAGCAACAAUGACUCUACCAAAGGGACCACGAAUGACAAGGGCAGUGUGGAUCCGUGGCGACCUCCUCCAUCAACUGGAAGAUUCUGCCCACCCUACUAUAGAGGCCACCCUUUGAUCUGGGCACAUCCACCUCCUGUACAAGGUUCGGGACCAUCCCGAACCCCUCCACCUGCACCACUUGGGCCUUUUGCGGAUCCACAUGUUGCUUCUGUGAGUAACAACAACACUGACUCUACCAAAAGAAUCACGGAGGACAAGGCCAUUAUGAAUGCAAGAGGGCCUGGUCCUUCCCCAGGAUCGCCUUGCAGGCUGUCUCCCAUGGACCACCCUUCACCACCAGUCACGGGCUAUGGGCCACCUCCGCCUCCUCCACCAGCUCCUCCACGUACUAAAUUUGGUUUGCGUCUCCGAAAGUUCCCUCGCAAUCUCCUGAGGUUUUGCCUGUGUUCCUGCUGUGUCAGCUCUAACACCAGCUCUCGGCGGUCAUCUCAGAGCCUCAGGAGAAUGUGAAAUUUGAAGAGGACCCUGAACUGUGACCACUGGCUGUGGUGAUGUGAUAUAUUUAGAAAAGUUGUCUGAUAUGCGUAUUUGACUGAAUUCUUUCCCUGACCAUUCCUGUCCCCUCUAUUUUGUUUUUCCUUGUUUCCCCUAAUAAAUCCAUCACAGUUCUGUA